AUGGGGACGCAAGAUUUUGCCAGGAGGAACGUCGGAGAUUCGGAGGACUCAGUGGCGGUCUCGAGAGACUCAUCGGCGGAAGAAGUGACAGCCGAGGCCGCCCAUAGUAUCAGUGCUGCGCCUGCUCCUUCUCUGCCGUGGGGGAGGGUUGCACCCUCACCCGACAGCUCUCAGCCGCUGCCUGGUCCCUGGGGACGGCUGCAGGAGGUCAUGGACGAGAUCAAGGUGAUGAGCCCUGCUUCCCCAACUUCGCGGGUGCCGCACCCCUUCCUUUCCGGCGCCCGCCCAUCCUCCACUGCGGCUGCCGAAGAGCGCAAAGGCUUCGCUCGCACGUCCUCGCCCCUCCCCAUGCCCACCAGAGGCCGUAUCGCGGGCUCUUCUUCCGCAUCCGCAUCCGCAUCCUCCCGCAUCGCCGAUAGCCGCCAACAGACACGGCAGCAGGAAGAGAAGCAGCAGCAGCAGCAGCAGCAGCAGCAACAGGUUCCAAGAUCCCUGUCUCCGUCGUCAUCGCCUCGCCAAGUCACGUCGCCCCCGACACCGGCUGCUUUGGCCGCAAACACGCCGUGUGAGACGCCGCCGACCGCUGUUCAGCAACCGGUAGCACCGGCGUCGAGCUUGCCCUCAUCGCAGCACCUCGCAGCCGUAGAGGAGCAAUCGCAGCAAUCGUCCUCAUCCCCAAGAUCGAGCGCUGCCGCGGCGGAUGCGAAUGAACCCGGCGUCCAUACGAAGCAGGAGCGAGAAGAGGAAACGCCACCUGUACCUGUACCAGGGUUGGCACUGGGCUACUCUACUUCACCACCGUUUUCGUCUGCGGCGACGGGCACGAGGGGUGCGGGGGGUGAGGUGGCAGCGACGGCAGCGCCUACAGCGACGGCGGCGGCAGGCAGCGAUUCGGGGGCAGCGCCCGUUGGAACGGCUAGCCAUGGCUUUAGCGACCAAGCUGGGGAAGAACCCGAAGAUCUAAGGGGUGAUGAUACGGCCGAGGACCUCGUGAACGUUCGUGCUGUACUGCCGGUGGAGGAUGAUGCUGCCACGGGUGGGCGCGGCUACGUGGGACAGAGAUUCAUUCAGGCCGCAGAGGCCCUCAGCGAAUCCCCUCAACUACGACGUGCGGCAGGAGCGGCGGCGACGGCCGUGUCGGCCGCUGCCGGUACGGCCAGGGUGCAGUUCACGUACACAUCCAGAACCAUCGGCAAGUAGGAAGGAACGAUUGGCCAUCGGUGAUCGGUCCUGUGGGAACAAUGCUCCGUCCUCUCGAAGACGCGUGGUCAAUGGUCUAACCGCUAAGGCAUGCAAAACAAAAGAGUACGCCCCCCC
Messenger RNA from Ectocarpus siliculosus, 1317 nucleotides. Lineage: Eukaryota; Phaeophyceae; Ectocarpales; Ectocarpaceae. The record is from the annotation of a GenBank genome assembly.